AUGGCACCCGCACGCAAGGGACAGACUCAGACCAAGCGCGCCGCGCCCGCAGUGGAGGAACCACCGCACAAGAAGGCCGCCACGGUGCUGAAGAAGUACGGCGUGACGCAGGCUUCCUUCAAGCAAAUGGCGGACGUACUGGAGCAUCCACUCACCAGCCACCUGCCCGAGGACUGCAAGAAGAUGCUCUUGGCCAUGCUGCCGCAAAGCUUGUGCGUGCCGGAUGACCAUCGCGAGGACGUCCAACGUCUGGCCGUGACGAUGUUUGGAGAGGUGGUGGCGACGGUGGAGGCGAAGCUUCAGGAGGCCUUGGAGGCCGAGAAGCUCAAGGUGCAGACCAUCACGAACUCUAAGGAGCAGCUGGUGGAGGAAGUCACCAAGGCCCAAGCGAAGUUGAAGGAGGCGCAGGAUCACUCGGAAGAGAAGGAUGCUGCGCUGAAAUCCAGCUCGCAGGCUGUGGUGGCAGCGAAAGGCGUUUUGGUGAAGAAGGAGGAGGAGGCCUUGGGUGUGGAGACGAAGAUGGGUGGCCACGAGACCUUGAAGGCUGAGCUGGAGGCUGUCUUUAAGGGCGACUUCCAGAACCUCAAAGCUGGUGACUGGACGGAGUCGCCGGAUUCCCAUCUGAAGGCCUUGGAGCCCUGCAGCGCCAAGCUGGACUUGGAGGAGUCCUUGAAGACUGCGAUGAUCCCUGUCCUGCGGAAGAAGCCGUCGGAGCGUGCGGGCUUCGAUACGAUGGUCCUGGAACAGUUGGAGAAGGGCUUUCAGGAGAAGCUGCAGUCGCUGGAUGGUAUUCUGCAGCAGGGAGCUCCUGAACGCCAGGCACGUAAACUGGCGGUGGAUGAGGCCAACGCAAAGCUGGGUGAAGCAGAGGAGAAGCAGAAGGAGUGCUCCAGCGAAUUGCUGGCUGCCAAGCAGACCGUGAAAGAGGCCGCGGCAGCGCUGAAAGAGGCGGAAGGCGCCGUGGCCAACUUCGAGGUGAACGUGCAGGCAGCCAAGGAGAUCCAGGAGGAGAAGCACCAGGAGUUGAUCUUCUUCGUGGACAACACGGUGAAGGGCUUCAAUGACCUGAAGGACGGUUUUCCCGGUCGAGCGAGCGAGGUCAAGAGCGGAAGACGGUUCUUCACGAAUCGUCACGAGGCCUCGGUACUGGUGCUCCUUCUGGUGCGGGGCAAACAAGAUGCAGGAAUUGGAGCUGGAAUUACAGGGUUAGACCGGAGAGACCAGAUGUGGUUUGCUGGUUGCUUGCUCGGUUGCGUGGCCCAAAUCGAACUGCGGGCUGUGAUUGGCUUCAAGGGAACGGUGCAGUCCAGCCUCAUCCUACACCCAGAUCAGGAGCAUUUGAUCUUUCCCUUGGGCUGCACUGUGGUCCUGCGAAACCUCAUCAAGCGUACCCAGGCGUUUUUGCAGGGCCAUGAUAACCAGGUGAAUUGCAUCACCGUCUCCAAGUCGGGGAAGCUCUUGGCCUCAGGACAAAAGACCUUCAUGGGCUUCCCAGCGGAUGUGAUCAUUUGGGACUUCGAGCAGAGAAAGGAGAUUCAUCGUCUGUCCUUGCACAAAGUGGCGGUGACGUCCUUGUCGUUCUCCUGUGAUGAGACUUACCUGGCGACCUUGGGUGGUCAGGAUGACAAUAGCUUGGUCAUUUGGGAGGUGGAGCGGGGCUUGGCCGUGUGUGGCACCCCGGCCGCUACGGACACGGCCCACUGCGUUCGCUUCUUCAACAACACGGAGUUCAGUCUCGUGACAGGUGGCAACUACCAUGUGGUGAUUUGGCAGUUUGACUUGGCCAACAAGAAGUUGCGGCCCACCCAGGCGAACCUCGGGCAGAUGAAGCGCAUCACCACCAACGUGCUGAUCGACCAUGAGGACAAGUUCGUCUACUGCGGCACCACCACCGGUGACUUGUUGCAGGUGGAGUUGGGCCACGCGCUCUUCAAGCAGUAUACCCCGAAGGGCGGCCCCUCGAAGACCUUCGCGCUGGGCAUCACCACUUCGGCCCUGUUGCCGGACGGUGACGUGGUGUUGGGCACGGGGAACGGCGUGUUGGCGCGGAUCUCGGGUGAUACCUUGCGAGUGAAGCAGCAAUGCCAAGUCCUGGGUGGAGUCACCAGCGUCGCGCUCACCGAGGACGGCACCCACUUCUUCUGUGGCACGACCUUGUCGAAUAUCUACUGGGUGGACACCGACACCUUAACGGCUGAGUUGCGGAACACCUGUCAUCACGAGAGGAUCAACCAGGUCGCCUUCCCGGCGGACUACUCCGAGGUCUUUGCCACCUGCUCCGUCACGGACAUCCGCGUUUGGAACGCGGUCACGCGUCAGGAGUUGUUGAGGAUCCAAGUGCCCAACAUGGAAUGCUUCUGCUUGGACUUCAUGAGGGAUGGGAAGUCCAUCAUCUCAGGCUGGUCGGACGGCAAGGUCCGUGCCUUUUUGCCGCAGAGCGGGAAGCUUCUUUAUGCCAUCAAUGACGCCCACCAGAACGGUGUCACGGCCUUGGCACUUUCCUCGGACUGCGGGCGCAUUGUGACGGGUGGCAUGGAAGGUGAGGUGCGCGUGUGGAACAUUGGCUUUCAGACCCAAACCAUGGACGCCUCCCUCAAGGAGCACCGAGGACGUGUUUGGUGCAUUAAGAUUGCCAAGGACGAUACACAGGCGGUGUCCGCCUCGGCGGAUGGCUCCUGCAUCAUUUGGGAUCUUCACACGAAGACCCGAAAGUUGUGCCUCUUUGAGUCCACGAUGUUCAAGAGCUUGGUCUAUCAUCCGGACGAGUCGCAGCUUUUGACCACGGGCAGUGACCGCAAGGUGGCGUACUGGGACACCUUCGAUGGCCAAGCCAUCCGCGUUCUGGAGGGCUCGGAGGAGGGCGAGAUCACCACGCUCUCCGUGUCGAAGAGUGGCUCUCACUACGUCUCGGGAGGAGAAGAGCGUUUGGUGAAGCUCUGGGACUAUGACAAGGGCGUCUCCGAGUACAUUGGCGUGGGCCACAGCGGCACGAUCACCUGUGCGGCCAUCAGCCCAGACGCCAGCUUCGUGGUCUCUACGGGGUCGGAGGUGCCAUGGUGCCGUGGCCGGGUGGUUCGGAGAUAG
Messenger RNA from Durusdinium trenchii, 3084 nucleotides. NCBI's taxonomy places the organism in Eukaryota, Dinophyceae, Suessiales, Symbiodiniaceae. The record is from the annotation of a GenBank genome assembly.